This is a messenger RNA of Sceloporus undulatus (fence lizard), 7124 nucleotides long. It is a transcript of the gene RASSF7, whose product is annotated as Ras association domain family member 7. The record is from RefSeq and is a predicted model, not a curated record. The transcript has 4 exons. Bases 290 to 1390 code for a protein of 366 amino acids. Lineage: Eukaryota; Metazoa; Chordata; Lepidosauria; Squamata; Phrynosomatidae. Gene Ontology annotation, biological process: signal transduction.
GGAAAGAGGGCGCGCGCUGCCUCCACUUCCCUGGGAAGGGCGCGCGCACACACAGCCACUUGUAUGUCUCUCUCUCUCUCGGUGGCUGCAAGUGGGCUCUUUUCCUCGGGACGCAACUGAGGCCAAGUCCAGCCCUUGUGCCAAGAGAGAGAGCCUUGCAGAGCCCGGCAGGGAGGGCUCCUGCGUUUGCAAAGCGGCUUUGCUGGGCUGAUUAGAGGAGAGGAGCCUCCUUGGCCAGGAAAGACUCACAGACAUGAUCUAGAAAGCCUAAUCUUCUGCUGUUUUGGUGAUGGAGCUGAAGGUCUGGGUGGAUGGUGUCCAGCGGGUGGUAUGUGGUGUCUCAGAUCAGACCACCUGCCAGGAAAUUGUCAUAGCUUUGGCACGUGCCAUUGGUCAAACGGGUCGGUAUGUUCUCAUCCAAAGGCUACGGGAGAAAGAGAGGCAGCUUCUUCCCCAUGAAUGUCCUGUAGAGUCUCUGGCCAAGUGUGGACAAUAUGCUAACGACGUACAGUUUAUAUUGCAGCGCACAGGCCCCAGCCUCGCAGAGAGGCCUUCUUCAGACAAUGCCCCCCAGGUACCUGAGAGGACGUUUGUCAGAGCCAGCCUGCCCAUCAAACCUCGGCCAGUCAGCACAGAAGUGCCCAGGCCCAGGCCCCCUAAAAAAUCCUUAACUUUCAACUUGGGUUCUGUGUCUUCUAGUGAGGUGCUUGCCAAAAGCAAGCUGAGGCAGCACAAGAAGGACGCUGCUCUGGGCUUGAAGGAUGGUGCCAGUGGGGGGCUCCUGUCCAAGGAGGAGCUGUUCAGGACUGUUCUGCACCAACAGGAGCACCUCUACUCCCUGGAGAGACAGGGGGAUGCUUUGGAAUUGGAUAUCAGGCACUGGGAAUCCAGUAGGGGCACCCCCCCGGAGGAAGAGCUUCUACAUCUGGAGCAGGUAAUCCGGCAAAAUGAGAGUGAGCUGAGCGAGGAAGAGUUUUGGCAAAGCGAACUGCACUCUGAGAAAGUGUGUGAAAGGGAGUACCAGGAGAAGGUUCAUAGUCUGCGGGCCACCAUGGAGGAGUACACACAAAAAAUCCAUGAGCUUAUGGUGAAAACAGAGGCCUUGGAGAAGGAAAUCCAGUGGGAAAUUGCAGAGAGGGCCAAGAGAGGGAAGGAAGCUCCUACCCUGAGCUCUGCUGAGCUGGAAGAAAUGGCAGCUAAAAUGAAGAAGGAACUGGACGCCAAAGCCAAACAAAGUGUCCAGCUGGAGAAAAGCCUGGAGAUGGUGGGAAUGGCCUUGGAAGAGGCAGAACACAGCCUUCAGAUUUCUCCGAUUCACCUCCCCGAGCCACAGCCAAGCACUUCCUUGGCCAUCCACGGAACCUCCAGAACCCCCUGGUGUCCAGCUUGAACCCUGAGGGUGUGUAUGUUUGAACUGGCCUAAGUCCCUCGUGUGCUUAAUGCCUGGUCUUGCCAAGAAGUCCUGCAACUGUUCUAACCUUGCUCUGCUGGGGACAACUUUCAUCUGCAGGGAGUUUGCAAACUCUUCAGCUUCCCAGUUUUUCUCUCUUUCUUUCUCUCCUCCUUUAGAACAGUAGCAGUUUGGUUCUUUUUUGAGGCUUAUACCAAAAUUGUUAGGACCUGCAGUAACUAAAGAUAAGGGGAAAGAGGCUAAGAACAAGAGCAGACAGAAUCAUUGGACAUUGCUUCAGGGACUUGAAGUGACAGGCCCAGGGCCAAGUGUGGGUAUAGUCCAUUAGUUGCAUGCUGUGUGGAGAAUGGGAUGUUGACAAAUACUUGCCAGUUAACAUUGUGGCUGUUUGCAGAAUGGCAUCUUGUUGGAGAACAGUUGCUUUAGCUUCCCAGUAUUGCUUAUUAGGUUGAGGUUACUUGUACAUUCAAGCAUAGUUUAAAACUUACUGAAAGGUUAUUGCCAUGCUCUUGAAAUUAGUUUGUCCUUCAUCUAUGCUUCUUCAAUCAAAUUCCACACUUGGGCUUGGAUGCUAACAGAGUUGAUGGUGAUAGGUUUUUUACCUUUCCUGUUUUAUAGUCUGGAUAAACAAUGCAUGCUUCAUUAUCUUGAAUGAAUUAAUUGCAGUUUUUUCUCCCUGUAUCAUUAAUUGUUUCAUCUUGGGGGAGGAAAGGUUGUUCUGGUCACAUGAGAAUAUGAAAUGCCAUACUUUAGAGCACACCCAAGUUGAUAUGUACAGUUUUAAGAUUCAGUUUUGAACUUCUCAGUCUUUUAGACAAAUAAAAUUAGGUGCUGUGUAGGAAAUGAAAGGGAGACUUUUUACAUUGCACUCGUAGGUCCAGUGUCCGUAGGAAACAUUUAGAUCAGCUCAGGAACAAUCUCUUCUUUAAUUUAAAGUUUUUGUUCAACAGAAAAUUUGUAUCAAUUUUUACUUCUCAGUUCAAAGCCAUUAGAGUGGAUAAGAAUUCCACUUGCUUGCCUGGAAAUGGUGGAAUAGUUUGGCUGAGAUCUCUGCUUGGCUUAAAGUUUUGUAUUGUAAUUCAUGUAUACAAAGACAGUCCCCUUGAGUGUCAGCCAGAAAGCUCGGUCAGUCAGAGGAGACUCGUGUGCUUUUCUGCCCCAGAUGAAACCACACAAGAAUCAAUGUUUGUGUUGUUUUCACAGAUCAGGUUUUUAAACCCUUUGUAGUGGAGCUGUUGAAGGAAUCACAUGGCAUUAGUUCCACUGGUCUGCAAGUCCAUGGAAUGUUCUGCUGGUCUCUUUAUAUUCCACCAGGAGCUUCAUGGUUAUUCUCCUUGGUUGUGUCCAUAGAAAGGAUGGGAAAAAGCCAAAUCCUCAAGAUAUCUUGGAGGUAUUCUGGGUGAUAUCUUUUGAGCAUCAGAUCUUUAGCACUUCAGUCACUGGCCCCAGAGUAAGUGUGUGUAGUGACCCAGCAUAGUGCAGUGGAUUGAGCACUGGAAUACAACUCUGGAGAGUGAGAGAUUCCUCACUUGGCCAUUGAAACCCACUGAGUGACCUUGGGCAAAUCACACUCAGCCCCAGAAAACCCCAUGAUAGGUUCACCUUAGGGUUGCCAUAAGUCAGAAAUGACUUGAAGGCACACAACAAGAACAACAUGAACAACAUGCAUCUGAUGAUUAUUUUUCAUGGAUUUGGAGUCUAGUCUCAUUACUAGGAGACCUUCAGCUUAUUGUUGUUAUAACACCUGUGUAAUUAUUUCAUCUUGCUCCAUCUGUUUGUGGCUCUAUUUUAUUAAACUAAAUAAGUCUGCCCAAAUUGUUUUUCUCUGGCUAUGGUUGUGUGUUCAACUUUGAGGAUGCUUUCUGAGAACAUUCGCCUGAUACUCCUCUUCAAACAUGGGAGCAUUUGAGAAAUAAAACAUGGUCUUGCUUUGGACUAGAUUACUAUGCUUGUGGUUGAUAUUGUGUGAUUUUCUACAUUGUGAUGCUGCAUCUAGGAUAAUCCUUUCUGCAUUCUUCUGUCACAUACUUAACAUUCAUUUCAAAGUUUGCACUCAUUUCAGGUAGAUCCAGCCAUUGUAAACACUGUGUCAGUGUUUUUGUUUAAAGUGCAAUUGCAUGGAAUAGGUUCUUUCCCCUCCACUUUCUGUCAUCUUCUCAUUUACCAAACAGUAAGCAAUCAUAAUGGGAUCACUUCGUUUAUUUUUGUGUGUCUUGCAGUCAUAUCAACAAAGCAGAGCAUCUGGAGGUAAAAAGGCCAGCCAAGAAGGACUGAUUGCCUUGCGAAUAUAACUGUAUAGAAAAAAACUGUUUCAUGUAUGUAUUUGACUUCUUUUUAUGAUGAUCGGAUGGGUGUAGAUGGUUGUGCAAAAAUAUUUUGCAGACUUUUUUUUAAAAAGAGAAAAGGAAUUUGAUCCAUUUGGAGGAAAUAAACUUGAUGUGUUUUUAAAAAUCCCUUUUGUGAUCAUUUAAAAUGAAGAUGCUGUUUGUGGCUUCUCUGAAAAUGUAUAUAGCCUUUCUUAUUUUAAAACUUGAUCACAUAUAACAGUGCUUAGGAUUAAAUAACAGCUGUCCUGGAGGAGUGUGAAGCCUGCUGGGGAUGAACUAUCCAAAUCAUACAGUAGCAAGUCCUCUACAUCCAUUCUGAAGUUUAUACUACAAGAUAACUGCCGAACAACAAAAGGCCAGAACUCUUUACUGUACUGUAUCAAAGCGCUGGAGUGCUCCUUCAUGCAUGCAUGUGUACAUUGUUGAACAGCAUUUAUUUUUAUCAUGUAUGUUUUAUAUUUUCUGGAAAUACAGAACUCUUUUUAAUUGGAAUGGGAGAAGUAAACUCCAUUUCUUGUGAAUCUAUAAACACAAAAGACAAGUCAUUUUAGGAUAGAGUAUUUAUGGCCAUCAUGUUGUUAUUGAGACUGAAUGCAUUUCAGGAAAGACCUUUCAGAUCUGGUAGAAUGGGAUUUAGGUGCUAGCACUAUCUUGCCAUUUGUGGCUCAUGCCAAGUGUUACAUUAUCAGAUUUUGCUUACAGAGAAUUAAAUUUCAUCAGUUGCAUCUAUAGAUAGGUGCAUAUUUAUUGUCUUUAAAGUCUUGUGAUGGAAUACAUUUGAGGUAUGAAUUCUAUGCUCCCCCCUAGCCCAAGCUGUAUAAAAGUAGAAUUUCCUCUGUAAGUGAAUCACUGGUGACUUUUGACAGCCUUGAACUUUGUGCUGCAUGAAGGAAGUCCUCCAUGCAAUCUCUGGCUGCUGGUUUGUGUAUUUUGAUCUUCCUGUCUUGCAGAGUAGCUUCUACAAGGCUUCUUUUUCAUAUUGAACAAAAAGGCCACCCAGUGAAGCACUAGUAGUGCAGUGCAAUACUGGCUGUAUAUUGGCUGUAUAUAAUUUGUUGUAUUUUGAUAGCAGUUUAGAUGCCAUUAGAAGGGUAUGUAUCUGCACAUUCAAGGUUUAGUAAAGGGAAUGGUUUAAAAUGUUAAGAUACCCUUGAUGUCACCAUCCUUCUAUUUGGCCCUUUCUAAUGUCCUACACUGGGCUGGAGGUUUCUUGGACCUACUUUUCAGUGCCCCUUAUCAGCUAGGUCUGAUGACCUGUUCAGAGAUUUGAAUGGGAAGCAGUGGACAGAAAGCUGCAAUAGAAAGAAUGGAUGUCUUUCUCCCUUUCCAUUCAUAACAGCCAUUUCACUUUAGAAUUCAUUAUACAGUUGGCCCUCCGUUUUUGCAGUGGAUCUGUUCUGAACCCUUCGUGAAAACAGAGGCUUGUGUAUAUUCAAGCCACAUAAGCUUGAAUGGGAUUGCCCCCGUGUGCAUGGCCGAGGGAGCCUGUGCCAUUGAAGACAACAGAGGUCGCCCCUCCACGAAUAUUCAAGGGUGUGGAUUAGUUAGGGGCGACUAUACAGUGUUCAUUCAUCCUGCUGCUGAGCAUGUUGCAAGGAAAGGAGAAAAUAGAGCAAAAGAGGGAAUUUCCCCAAAAGAGGAAAAGUUUGAUCCAUCUUCAUCUUCAGGACUUUUAGUCAGUAAUGUUGCUAUUGUGUCCUGAUUAGACCUUAGAACAGACUGUGAAACUGAGUGUCCUAAUUUAAUAUAAACAUCAAUACGGCCUGCAGUAUGUUCCUGCAGUUUAACUAUUGUCUUACCUAGCUAAGUUAUUUUUAGAAAACUCAAAAUGAGCCAGAUUACUUUCAAGGCAUGUCUUCCGGUGCCUUUAGGAUAUUUCAUUCACAGGGGUGAUCAUUGUACUUUUGUACUGAUGCUAGUUGUUCAACAGGCUAAGAAAAAACAGCUGAUAGCAGGACUUCUCUUUUGAAAUCCCUGGAUCCCACACUUAGGAUGAGUCUGAUUGUAGUCCAGCAGGAUGUGAAGUUGUAUGGAAAGAAAAUACUUUGUUUAUUAUACAGUAUGCAAAGCAAGAGCCAAGUAGUUCCAGUUACUAAGAAGCACAGAAGUACCAAGAAUUUAAGCUGCUCUUUUUCAGUCAGGCUGGCAAUUCUGUCUCCUACUUCAGACAUGCAGUCAUUCCACCUUUUUCAACAGAUGCUGCACGUCUCACAAAAGUUUAUGCACAAGUUCAAAAUUAUGAAUUAAAAAUUGUGAUAUUUUCCCUAAACCAAGUGGGUGUAUCUUUUAGCAAAACAGGGGACCCAGCAUUGGUAAAAACUAGUUGAAAAUCUUUCCAAUGUGUUUUGCUGUCCUUGCUCAUGUGUGAAAAGUAUUGGGAGGAAGCAUUGUGUUUUUUUGUCCUUAACAUUUUAAAAGACACAAGUUGUUCAUUUUACCAGGUCUGAACGAACCCCUUACAUGAUCCAUUACAUGGAACUGGUUUCUGAUGUACUUAACUCAGUUGUUUUUACCGCAGCCUUAACUUACAACCUCAACUUGUUUCCAAAUAUAAAGCAGCAGAUUCCACAUUUCUUGCGACAGCCACAAAAAGAACAUCCUAGACCCGAAGUAGGAGUCAUAAUUACCCUCCUCUGUCACAUUUGUCUACAAUUUUUUAAAAAAUUGCCAAAAUUACUGCUCUGAAAGCCUCCUGGAGUGGUGAUUCUCUGCUAGAGCAAGUUGAAGCUCUGGCUUUAGUGGAGGGCAUUUUUAAUCAAUGGAAAUACAUUUUGGGAGGUGGUAUCAUCCACAGAAGGUCACAGAGGCAAAAUAGUUUGCUGGAUCUCUGGAGUUUGCCAGCUCCUGUUCUAGGACUCAUGCCAGGAAGGGAUGGGAUGGGAUGGGAACACAAAAUUAGGUAGAAUCUCUAUCAUUUUUCUAAGCUUGAUUCUUUUUAAACUAUGCCGAUUUGAUUUAUAAUAGGUGAGGAUAAAAGAAACACCAUUUUCAAACUGUGUGGUGGGAGCAGCUUUUUUUAAAAAUAGGUGAAUUUUAGUAGAGUAAGGUAAGAAGAAAUGAUACAAUAUUUACUAAUAGGAUUUCCCCCCUGACAUCCCCCCCCCCCCCCCGUAUUUAUGUUGCUCAAAGCUGAUGUAUGUUCUCAUUGUGAAAUCUAGGGAAGCAAAUCCAGGUAUGGGAGGAUUGAAUGAAUGGUUGGUUGGGAGACCAUAAAUAGCUCUGGAAGCCCUGGUCUCUUUCUCUCUUUUUUAAAAAAAUGUUCUUUUGUAUAUCAUGUAUAUGAAAUGUGAUUUCUUUGUUCUCCAGCUAGGGAAAAAAAUAAUGUCUGAAUGUAUAUAUAACAUGCAAUUUGUGGUUUCAAAUUAUAAUAAAACUCCUAAAAAUAA